AUGAACUCCUUCCAAGACAAAGUCUAUGUGGUGACAGGCCUUGGUGGAAUCGGCCUCGCCGUCGCAAAGCAGCUUCAUGCCCACGGCGCACGCCUCUCACUAGCCGACAUCUCCCAGAAAACCCUCACAACCGCAGUACAAGAGAUCACCAAAAACACCGGCACCGACGCCGCAAAUAUCAUGACAACGGUCGUGGACAUCGGAAGCGCAGCAGCCGUCAACAACUGGAUCAAUGCAACAGUCUCACACUUCGGCAAGUUGGACGGCGCGGCGAAUAUGGCCGGGGCAAUCGGUAAACAGCAUGGCGUUGGCAAAUUUGUGGAUCAAGAGGACGACGAGUGGGAUAUGCUGGUUCGGGUGAAUCUUUCCGGCAUGAUGUAUUGUUUGCGGGCGGAGCUGCGGGCGAUUAUGGCAUGCGGGCCCGACGACAAGGGAAUUGGGAGUAUUGUCAAUGCGUCGAGUAUUCAGGGACUUCGGGGAUUUCCGUUGCAUGCGGCUUAUUCCACGACGAAGCACGGGGUUGUUGGAUUGACGAGGUCUGUUGCAAAGGAGGUCGGCCCGGAGAUUCGGGUUAAUGCGGUUGCACCUGGUUCGAUUCAAACGCCUCUGCUUGACCAGGCGGCCGUUAUUCAGGGCGGUCCUGCGGUGCCUCCCUCUGUCAUCCCCCGGGUUGGAACGCCCGAGGAAGUUGCUCAGACAGUCGUGUUCCUAUUGAGUGAUGCGGCAUCUUAUACUACCGGACAGGUCUAUAGUGUGGAUGGUGGAUGGGACCCAUGA
Penicillium manginii is the source of this 777-nucleotide messenger RNA. Its product is annotated as SDR family NAD(P)-dependent oxidoreductase. Gene Ontology annotation, molecular function: oxidoreductase activity. Bases 1 to 777 code for a protein of 258 amino acids. The record is from RefSeq and is a predicted model, not a curated record. The transcript has 2 exons. NCBI's taxonomy places the organism in Eukaryota, Fungi, Ascomycota, Eurotiomycetes, Eurotiales, Aspergillaceae.